AUGUCUGUCCUUGAUCUGAACUCAGACUUGUCCAUCAGAAACCAAUGGGCUCGCCAGCAUAUCAACAGAGCCAUUCGACAAGAUUGGAACGCCAUUCUCGAACACAGCAAUGAUAAAUCCGAGUUAGGUUCUCUUCCUCUUAUUCCCAAGGCCUCUGAGCUCCCUCGUGCCCCUGCUCCUCAAAAGUCCUCUGCUCCCCAUGAUCAUGGAGCUCAAAAGCCUCGGGUCAUCAAGAUCGGUGUCAUUGGUGCUGGAGCAGCUGGCUUGUUCACGGGUAUGGUCUUGGACUAUCUUAAUAGUGAACUGAAGAAGGGUUCAAUCCCUCUCGCUUUUGAGUAUGAUAUCCACGAGGCGGCUGGGCCAGAUCGAGUUGGAGGUCGCCUGUUUACUUACAAUUUCGGUGGUCAACGCGAUACUCAUGACUACUAUGAUGUUGGCGCAAUGCGAUUUCCCGACAACCCAGUCAUGAAGCGCACAUUCGAGCUCUUUGGAAGGCUUGGCAUGGAAAAGACAGACCUAAAGACGAACCCCAGCGCGCCGGAUGGUUCUCUCAUUCCAUACUACAUGGCACCUAGCCCUUCCAACACAAACCCUUGGUGCUAUAACGACAUCACCAUUUGGGGCGCUUCUUAUCAGAGUGUUCAGACAUCUGCUGGCACUGUUGACCCGUUUCAAGUUGAUACUGAUAAAAGCAUCGACCCUGAGCUUCUCAAAGUCGGGCCAGAUGAGGUUGUAAAGGCCAACAUUGAGACACUUCGUCAGGCUCUGAAAGAAGAUGCUGAGCAGACUCCUCCUGGUGACAAAGGCUGGAAGAUGAUGAUGGAAUACGAUACAUACAGUACUCGACAAUUCUUGGGCACUGCAAACCCGAAUGUGAAACUCCCCAAGGACAUCCCUCCACCUCCUUAUAACUAUGAGACCAUCGAGUGGCUCGAGACCUUCAACGGAGGAACGGAUUGGUAUGACCAAGCUCACAGUGAGACUGUUCUUGAGUCCCUUGACUUUGAGUUCAGCCCUGACACCAAGUGGUUCUGUGUGCUCGGCGGCGCCCAACAGCUCGCCAAGAAGAUGGAAGAGAGAAUUGCUCGCAAACCCAAUUAUCACAACCCAGUCGCUGCUAUUCGCGCCCUUGACAAGAUGAAAGUGGAGCUCCGGAUUGAGGCUGGGAAAAGGCUUGAGAUUCGCUCAUACGACGCCGUCAUGGCCACUACUACGCUCGGAUGUCUUGGCCGUAUGGACACUCGUCAAGCUGGUCUAAGAUAUCCCGUCAAGCAAGCCAUCCGCUCUUUGGGCUAUGGUCAAUCCUGCAAAGUCGCCAUCAAGUUUGACCAUGCAUGGUGGAUCCACGAUCUCAAGGAUUUCAACAUUCGUGAAGCAGGUCUAGGUCACUCCGACCUCGCACUUCGAACUUGUGUCUAUCCUUCUUACAACAUCUACGACGACAAGUCCAAGACAGCUGUUCUUCUGUGCUCGUACACUUGGCAGCAGGACUCUGAUCGCCUUGGAUGUCUCAUGUCGACAAACAAAGACCAUAAGCAGAAGGUCGCUGAUGAGCAAGUGCUUAAAGAACUUCUGCUCCGUGAUCUAGCUAUCUUGCAUAGAAACAGUCAGAUUAGUGAACAGGAUCUGUACAAGAUCAUCAGAAAGAGCUAUGUCGACCAUCACGCCUAUAGUUGGACUGAGGAUGCCAACACUGCCGGAGCUUUCGCGUUCUUCAGGCCCCAGCAGUUCAGCUCCAUGUGGAACAGAGUGAUCCAGCCAUCUGGCGAUGUCAUUAUCGCCGGUGAAGCCUCAAGCCCCCACCAUGCUUGGGUCGUUGGUGCCCUUGAGAGUGUCGUCCAUGGACUUCACUCCUGGAUGGGCUCCAAUAUCACUCUGGUUCCUGAGCUGAAGCAUGCCAGAGAUAUUCUGGAGAAGGCCGAGCCUGGGAACCCCUUCGUCGGACUCCCUCCCUAUAUGGAUGUAAAUAUCUCCAACUGGCACGCUGUCAUGGGUGUCGUAAGUCGCGAUAAGCAUCUAGAGAAGAUGGGAACGUCUGACAAGAGCAACUUGCUGUCUACUGUGCUUUCGCACUUCGAUGUUGAGGUCUUGAAGAAGGAUAUUGCUUCUCGAUAA
Messenger RNA from Fusarium oxysporum Fo47, 2115 nucleotides. RefSeq names its product flavin monoamine oxidase family protein. The transcript is spliced from 5 exons. Gene Ontology annotation, molecular function: L-amino-acid oxidase activity; polyamine oxidase activity. Gene Ontology annotation, biological process: amino acid catabolic process. The coding region runs from base 1 to 2115 and encodes 704 amino acids. The record is from RefSeq and is a predicted model, not a curated record. NCBI's taxonomy places the organism in Eukaryota, Fungi, Ascomycota, Sordariomycetes, Hypocreales, Nectriaceae.